UUUUUUUUCUGUAGAAUUUUGACGCCAUAUUUUUUAUUAUUUAACAUAUAAUAUAAGCUUGAACCAGCAGAAUCAUCAUCAUCACCAUCAUCAUCCUGUAGUACUGUAAUUCUGGCAGUGUGUAACAACAAGACAUCAACGAACCAUUCCUUCAUUCAUUUCUGGGAAAACAAUAUUUCAGCUUUAAUUCUCUUUCUCCUGGAAGACCCAAAACUCUUGUUUUUUCAAUAUUGUUUUCUGCUUUUUUCACAUAUUUCUUUUCCAAAGCACUUAUACAGGGUUUGAUACUUUAUCUUUUGUUUAAAAUGAGUGGAAUAAAGACAGAUUCAGUUGUUAAAAAUGUUAUCAAGAAUCUUUGUUGCUCUUAUGGAUGGUCUUAUGCUGCUUUUUGGAGCUAUGGCCAGCCAGAUUCCAUAUUAUUAAGCCUGCAAGAUACCUACUUUGAGGAAGAAUUCAGAUCUUUGAUGGAUAAUUUGCUUUUACAAGUACCACUUGGAGGAGGGAUAAUUGGACAAGCUGCUCAUACUAACAAACACAUGUGGAUGUGUUCAGAAGAUCACUACAGAGACCAGAUAUUUUCUGGUUCCAUCUGGGAUAUGUUUCUGAAUGAUUAUGAACUUAGGUGCCAGUUUUCUUCAGGCAUGAAGACAAUUGCAGUAAUCCCUGUGGAGCCACAAGGAGUGGUACAAUUUGGGUCCAGUGAGAAGAUACUGGAGAGUAUAGAAUUUGUGAAUCAAACUAAAAGAAUGUUUCAAGAAAUUGUAAAUGGAGGGUCUGCAACUGGGUUGACUCUUUUCAACAGUCAAAGUUGUAAUCAGAAUGAAGCCAUUGCUUCAUCAGAAGAAUCUUGUUUUACAGGUGGUAAUGUCAAAUUGAUUAAACCUGAUGUUUCUUCAUCUGUUUUAGACGAACUCCCGGAUUUCGGUAUCCCAAAUGAGUUCUUCCAAACUGGAGAGUUCAAUGUUUCUCAGUGGUUCCCACCAUUGAAUCCCAUCGACUAUGAUGGAAAGCAAGAAUCUUUGACUGUGUCAGGUUCUGAGGUUGACUUGUUUGGAAACAGUGGUGAUCUAAGAGACAUUUUAGCGCCGAUCUUGAAUGGAAGUCAACCGGGUCGCAAUUCUUUCGGUAACGUUGACCAUACUGCCCUCGGUCCAAAAGAAAGGUUGUUCUCAAAGCUUGGGAUCCAAGAGCUUUUGGAGGGUGUUUCUGGUAUUUCGAACGCCGGGUCUAGUUCUUGUCUUGAGGGUCAAGUUUCGGUGAAAAGAAGAAAAACAGGAAAUUGUAUGUGGGAAGAGACCAUGCAUAAGCCAAACCCUGGUUUAAGGGUGGUUGAUGGUUAUAGCAUGAGUGGUUCGAGCACGGUUCUGCAAGCCGAGCCUCCCAAACCCACCAAGAAAAAAGCUAAACCAGGGACUCGACCCCGACCCAAAGACCGCCAGCAGAUCUUGGACCGUAUGGCUGAGUUGAGGCAACUGAUUCCCAAUGGAGAAAAGAUGAGCAUAGAUUGUUUGCUGGAUCGGACCAUAAAACACAUGAUUUUCAUGCAAAAUGUAAUGAAACAAGCUGACAUGAUAAAACAAGUUGAUGACCGGAAGAUGAGCAAAGUUACUAUCCAAGACCCAGGCACAAAUGGUGUGACAUGGGCUUGUGAAUUGGGAAAUGAGACAAUGGUUUGUCCACUAAUGGUUGAGGACGUUGGUGCAAACGGUCAAAUGCUUAUAGAGAUGCUCUAUAAAGAGAAGGGAUUAUUUCUUGAGAUAGUGGACAUGAUUCGACAAUUUGGUGUGAUAAUAUUGAAAGGAGUUAUGGAAGAUCGCGGUGAUUAUAUACGGGCGCGCUUCAUAGUUGAACCUGAGGCUAACAAACAUGUAACAAGACACGAGAUAUUUACGUCGCUCGUCCAGUUUCUACAAACGACCGCGGCCGGAGUGGAUAAAAGGUGCACAAAUUCCUGGAAUACUCUACUCGACGACUUCCAUCAAGAUGGAAUACAAAAUCUUGUGAACUUGGUAGAUAUGCAAUAUUGUGUAGACUUGUAACCUAGGUUUCAAACAUACCUUUUGAGUGUUCGUCUAUUAAAGUGUUUGCAUUAGUUAAACUAAUAAGUUUUGAAUAUAUCAUCAAACAGAUUCAAAGGAAACAAUUUUUACUA
This is a messenger RNA of Helianthus annuus (common sunflower), 2152 nucleotides long. Its product is annotated as transcription factor LHW. The record is from RefSeq and is a predicted model, not a curated record. The transcript has 10 exons. Gene Ontology annotation, biological process: regulation of DNA-templated transcription. Gene Ontology annotation, molecular function: protein dimerization activity; DNA-binding transcription factor activity. NCBI's taxonomy places the organism in Eukaryota, Viridiplantae, Streptophyta, Magnoliopsida, Asterales, Asteraceae. Bases 306 to 2039 code for a protein of 577 amino acids.